CUCAAGCUAAAACUACUGUAGCUCUCACACUUCGUCUACGUUCUUUCCAUCAGGAAAAAUCUUCUUCAUCUCUGUUUCGUUGAUUCUCAUAGAAUCUCUGAUCACUAAUACGUCGUCGUUGCGUUCGUCUCUCAUCGUCAGAUUCCGUUUCGAGCUUUCUGAAUCUUUCUUAUACGAUAGUGGUCUCUGAUCUAUUGCUUCGCCACGUUGAGCUUAUAUGAUCUCGAGGUAUAUAUAUAUAUCUGCAAUGGCUGAUACUGCUGGAGCAGUGAGAAGAAACUGACUAUCAAAGAACUUCGGCGUGAAGAGAUUCUCUGAUUUUGCACUGAGGGGAGGAAGAUGAUAAACACGACGCUUGUACUGACUUAUAUCUACUUACUCAUCUACAUCAUACUCUCUUCAGGUGUCAUACUCUACAACAAGUGGGUUUUAUCCCCAAAGUACUUCAAUUUUCCACUUCCUAUAACGCUGACGAUGAUCCAUAUGGGGUUUUCUGGAUUCGUGGCCUUCCUUCUUAUUCGCGUCUUCAAGGUUGUAGCUCCGGUUAAAAUGACAUUUGAAAUAUACGCAACAUGUGUGGUACCUAUAAGCGCAUUCUUUGCAUCGAGCCUCUGGUAUGUUCCUGUUCUAUACACAGUAAACACAGUUUGUUUUGUUAAUGCUCUUAUCUUAUAUCCUCCUUUGUGCAGGUUUGGCAAUACCGCAUACUUGCACAUUUCUGUUGCCUUCAUUCAGAUGCUCAAAGCUCUAAUGCCAGUAGCAACAUUCAUCAUGGCAGUUAUUUGCGGCACUGACAAACCAAGGUGCGACGUGUUCUCGAACAUGUUGUUGGUCAGUGUUGGGGUUGUGAUAUCUUCUUAUGGGGAAAUCCAUUUCAAUAUAGUUGGCACAGUCUAUCAGGUCACAGGCAUCUUUGCUGAAGCACUUAGACUGGUGCUAACUCAAGUUCUUCUCCAGAAGAAGGGGUUGACAUUAAACCCUAUCAACAGCUUAUAUUACAUAGCUCCCUGCAGUUUUGUAUUUCUGGCCUUCCCUUGGUAUGUGUUGGAGAAACCCACGAUGGAAGUUUCACAGAUACAAUUCAACUUCUGGAUUUUUUUCUCCAAUGCUCUGUGUGCCCUUGCGUUGAACUUCUCCAUAUUCUUAGUAAUCGGUAGGACAGGUGCGGUAACAAUCCGGGUAGCUGGUGUUCUCAAAGACUGGAUUCUCAUUGCCCUCUCCACAAUCAUUUUCCCCGAGUCCACGAUUACUGGGCUGAACAUCAUUGGAUACGCAAUUGCGCUUUGUGGCGUCGUCAUGUACAACUACAUAAAAGUGAAGGACGUAAAGGCAUCUCAACCAACUGCUGACAGUCUCCCAGAUCGAAUCAAUAAGGAGUGGAAGAUGGAGAAGAAGUCUUCAGAUAAGUUCAAUCCGGAUGUUGGUGGAGAGAGCCCAAGAGUAGGAGGCGAGAUAAACGACGAAGAAGCCCCUUUGAUUACGUCCCGUUUAUCUCAUAUUGGUCGGACGCAGCUCGUAAAUCACGCCGCUUAAGAUGCCUAGUAAAAACGCAUGAUAGAGAGGUUUUGCUUCCCAAUUCGUUGUUUUUUUCUUUGCUACGUAAAAAGAAUCUUUGAAACCAAAAGAGAGGUGCAGCAGCAGCAUCCGAGACCGUGUGUCCUCUCGUGUCUCAGGUGAAGAAUGGUGUACUUGUCUUCAAAAUUUACAACUUUAUUAAGAAAUAGAUAGCUGAGCAAAAUAGUAGUAUGAUCGAUGAUUAGCUUAAAAAACGUUAAAAAGUCACAUAUUCGUUUAUAAUGAAUUGACAUUAGAGUAAUAUAUAUAUUCCUGUGGCAUUUAUUU
Brassica oleracea var. oleracea is the source of this 1842-nucleotide messenger RNA. Its product is annotated as probable sugar phosphate/phosphate translocator At3g17430. The transcript has 9 exons. The record is from RefSeq and is a predicted model, not a curated record. Gene Ontology annotation, molecular function: antiporter activity. Bases 340 to 1533 code for a protein of 397 amino acids. NCBI's taxonomy places the organism in Eukaryota, Viridiplantae, Streptophyta, Magnoliopsida, Brassicales, Brassicaceae. Gene Ontology annotation, cellular component: Golgi apparatus; trans-Golgi network; endosome.